Messenger RNA from Phragmites australis (common reed), 2691 nucleotides. RefSeq lists its product as uncharacterized. The transcript has 9 exons. The coding region runs from base 103 to 1212 and encodes 369 amino acids. Gene Ontology annotation, cellular component: endoplasmic reticulum; endoplasmic reticulum membrane. The record is from RefSeq and is a predicted model, not a curated record. Gene Ontology annotation, molecular function: ubiquitin protein ligase binding; cholesterol binding. Lineage: Eukaryota; Viridiplantae; Streptophyta; Magnoliopsida; Poales; Poaceae. Gene Ontology annotation, biological process: SREBP signaling pathway.
CCCAAACCGCACUUCAUCGUCCUCUCCCCGUUACGUAUCUUCUUCCAGGUCUCGUCAAUCGCCAAGCCCUGACCCAAUCUGACAGGCUCCUCCCCACUAGUGAUGUCGGAGGUCACCGUCGACUCGCCGCAGCGCCGCCGCUCACCGCCGCCGCCGUCGCCUUCGAUGCCGCGCUUCCAGCAGCAGCCGAGCGGUCGCCAGCCGCCCCCGCCCGGCGGCAACCCCUUUGCCUUCGGCGUCGUCUCCUUCAUCGGCGUCUGCUUCGUCCUGAUUUCACUCUCAGUUCCAUCAAGCAUUCUACAUCAAGUUCCUGAAGGACAUGUUGGGGUAUACUGGAGUGGAGGUGCUCUUUUGAAAACAAUCACUCCUCCAGGGUUUCAUCUUAAGCUGCCUUGGAUCACCCAGUAUGAGCCAAUACAGGUUACACUUCAAACAGACCAGGUUAAAGAUAUCCCUUGUGGAACAAAAGGUGGUGUCAUGAUCAGCUUUGACAAGAUAGAGGUUGUGAACCGCCUCCGUAAAGAGUUUGUGCAUGAAACCUUACUCAAUUAUGGUGUGCAUUACGACAAGACAUGGAUAUAUGAUAAAAUUCAUCAUGAGAUAAACCAGUUCUGCAGUGCUCACAGUUUGCAACAAGUUUACAUCGACAUGUUUGACCAGAUUGAUGAAACAAUGAAAGAAGCUAUUCAAAUCGACUGCACACGCUAUGCUCCUGGCAUUGAAAUCAUCGGUGUUCGCGUUACAAAACCAAAUAUCCCUGGUAGUAUUAGAAGAAAUUUUGAACUUAUGGAGGAGGAGCGUACAAAGGCACUGGUCGCCAUUGAGAAGCAAAAGGUAGCUGAGAAGGAGGCAGAAACACAGAAGAAGAUUGCACUAUCUGAAGCAGAGAAGAAUGCCCAGGUGAGCAAGAUCCUCAUGGAGCAGAAGCUGACGGAGAAGGAUAGUUCCAAAAAGCUGCAGCAGAUUGACAAUGAAAUGUUCCUUGCACGAGAGAAAGCACUGGCAGAUGCAAACUACUACAGGGUCUUGAAGGAAGCAGAGGCUAAUAGGCUUAAACUUACCCCUGAAUAUCUUGAGCUGAGGUUCAUUGAAUCAAUCGCCAAUAACUUGAAGAUUUUCUUUGGUGAAAAGAUUCCAAACAUUAUCAUGGAUCAGAGGUUGCUUAAGAAUUACCUGGAUGCUGUUCCGAGGAAGGACCAUUCUGAAAUGUAGAAGCGUGUUCUGUGAAUCGCAAGUAACACCGGCUAAUUUUGUGAUCGCACGUGGUAGAUAGGAUUCCCAUGAAGCCAUUCAGGACAUUAGAAAGCCAAACAAGGAAAAGACAUCAUGACCUCGCUAGGAUGGAAACUAGCAGUUAGUCUUGUAAGAAAAACCUUUGCCUUAUUUUGUGUCGUGGUAUUAGCAUAGCUGGAGCAAUCUGCAUGUGGCUGACAUCGAUGCAACCAGCACAAAUUCUCUUGGAUAUCUUGUGCUAGUCUGCAAAACUAAUGGCUAGGUCACCCAGCACAAUGAUGAAUAUUGAGCGGCCAAGCUAUACUGAGGACUUCACUGUUAAUGACAAGCUCAAUCUAGAGUGCGUUAUAGAAUGUACUCUUUACAUUCAUGUAAUCUCCGUGACGAAGACUAAAUUGUUUGCUUAUUCUGGCAUUUACGCCUAUCGUGAACUCGCGAUCGAUUUCCCAAGUUCAUAACGCUGUAGAAUCGGUAAACCUGCAAAUGAUAAUCACUGCAGUAUGGAUGGAUAAUACAGUGGAGGAGUCUUCAUGUCUGGGUAAAGGAGAAUUCGGCAAGCAAGCGGCUUUUCCCUGUGCUGCGCAUGUCUGGGGUGCACUCCAAGAGAAUGGUUCUCGAUGAAGCUAUGUGAUGAUGAUACAAACUUACAAGAGAAGGUGGGAUUUGAAGGUACAGCUAGAAGAGCUUUGCUCUAUUACCCCCAGGGACGGAUCUUAGGGGGGGCGGAGGGGGAUCAAGCCCCCCCUACCCCUCGGGCGCAUCUUGUAGCUUGGAGAUGAUCUGCUCUGUCUGAGGAAAAGUGCUUGGUGCCUGGGAGGAGCUUCCGAUCGAACAGAGGAAGAAGAAGACCGCCUGGGCCGAGAUUGAGACCGAGGAAUUUUCUAACCCGCCCAUUCACAUUUGCCACAUCGUUCUCCCCUGAUCCUAUCCCCAUUCGCAUUUCGCAGAACACACGCCGAAGCCGAAUCCCUAACUCCAAAAUCCAAAUCCAGCCACCGGUGGCGACGGAGCGCGGGGUCGCGGGUGGGCGGCGCUGCAGCGGGCCGGCGUCCGGCGUGGGUGGGCAGUGCCAGCGCCCAGCAGCGCAGGCAGCGGCGUGAGUAGGCGGCGCCGGCGCACCGCACGACGCACGGCACAGGCCGUCAGGCUGAUUUGCUGCAUCUGUUCCUGCUGGGCUUCUGAUGAGUGCCGAUUGCUGAACAGCACAGGCGCACAACCACUCAUUUCAGAUUGGCAUUGGCUGAACGGCUCACCUUCUGCUGUGUGCUAAUUGCUGAAGGUAAUAAGCCAAUAAGGUAUACAAAUGCUUGCCUGCUUGAUUAGUUGAGCACAUUGAGGAUUAAGCAGUGAGCACAUUGAUCAGUCAACAGUGUGCUAGAUUAGUUGAUUACCUUAGCAGUUUGCUAGAAUCUAGAUAUGAAAAAUGAAAUUAUGAAUCAUAUGAUAGUUCAUAGUUGA